Messenger RNA from Scomber scombrus (Atlantic mackerel), 3310 nucleotides. RefSeq lists its product as uncharacterized. The record is from RefSeq and is a predicted model, not a curated record. NCBI's taxonomy places the organism in Eukaryota, Metazoa, Chordata, Actinopteri, Scombriformes, Scombridae.
AUGGAUUCAGAGAUCAGCCUGCAUGCCUCCGACGACGACGACUUACUCGCCACCCAGUCGGCUCUCCCGGUCCGGAUCCCAUCACCUGGAGUCCAGUCAUUUUGGCGACCUCGGCAGCGCGUAGCUGUCCCAGGUCCCCGGGGCUCAAACCGUCCCAGGGGCUCAAGUCCCUCUUCCACGACCACCGCUUCAGUCAUAUGGGAUACACCUAGCAGCGACUCCAGGGGACGAUCCCGCCGACGGUGUUCUAGGGACGCCGUUCCCCACCGCCGCACCUCUCCACCCCGCUCGAGGUCCCGGAGCCCGGGCCGUCGGAGAAGUCACCGCGACCAGCCACCACUCCGCCGCCAGCUUCCCGACCGUCUCCCGGCUCCCACUGCUUCGGCCUGGACAGUCGUCCGCCUGAAGCAGGAGCUCAAACGCAUGAACAUCCGUUUCAGCAACUCGGACCGCAAGUCGGCACUUUUCAAACUCUUCACCGUCUCGCAGCAGCACACCGGCCUCACUCACCACAACCCCCAGCCACUUCCGGGAUCCCGGCGACAUGCACGCGGUGACGUCAACGACGUCAUCACACGGCAGCCUGCCACAGCUGCUCCCCUUAUGAGCCUGUGCACUUCGCAACCCACGCCUGCUCUCACCGAACCAGGGCCGUUUCAUUCCUCCACUCACCAGCAAUAUUCACUGCCACCCCGUUCCUACAUAUUCUGUCCCUCCUCCAGCGGCCUCCACGGCUUCCACCUCAGCCCCGACGGCUCCCACACUGGCGGCUCACGGCCCCGGGGGUGUUUCUGGUCAACCACCCGUUACGGUACAGUUCCUGGUUACAUUCUCCCACCUCAUAGCUAUACCCUUGCCACUGCCUUGCCUCCAGCCCGCGCAGCCACACCCGCCCAACCUUCCCCCGUUCCCACCGCACUUAGGCAACAGAUCCUGGCUGGUAAUUAUGUUGACCUUGCACUUCUCCUUCUCCCCUCCACGAGCACUUCCCACCUCUCCAGGGAGCUGCAAACUUCCAUAGGCCCUGUAGAAAUAAAGCAACCACCUUCCCGCUCUAAGGAGCUCACUCCUAUAGAAUUUGCGUUCACGUUUUCACUAUAUCGUGAUGUUCUAUGCACAUCUUUCCCUGACCGCAGGUCAGAGCUGGACGAAUAUUUGUCGUCCAUCCUUGAACUUUCACUGCGGUUCGGAGCAGCAGGCAGACUUAGCCAGUUUAAUCAGGGGACAUACUUGGGUACACUGGAUAGCGAGUUGUACUGCCGUGUCUUCGCGGCCCGCUCUUCCCUUAAUUGUGAAAUAUGCGGCGCCCCAUCCCACCCGGCCACGGCAUGCACACUCGCCGCCCCUUUGCCAAGACCUCUGACAGUUCAGAGACCAAAGCCCGCCACCUUCAGCUUGCCUUCCGUAGCCCCUCCGCUUUCCAUCCCUCCUAAACCAGCCGAUAGCCGUUCGACCGCCCCCGGCCCCUUUUCCAAAGGCCUGGACAGAAGGGGAAGACCUACGCUGUUCCAGGGCGGUCGGAUGGUGUGCAAUAAUUUUAAUGACCUUGGCUGCAACGCAUCGGCCUGUCGUGUCCUCCACACCUGCUCCUUCUUCGGCGGGGCUCACGCCAGAAUAACAUGUCCCCAUAACCCCACGAAGCAGCCAUCUUGUGAGUACUUGGACACUCCCAUUAACAUCCCCGCCCUGGCUAGUAGUUUAUAUAACCACCCAGACCGCCAGUUUGUGGAUUACCUCAUCCACGGUUUUACAUAUGGUUUUCAUCCCGGUUUACAGGUCAUGCCCGUCUCUUCUUACCACUGUAAAAAUCUCCAGUCAGCCACGUCAGAACCGGACUCGGUCGACGCGCUUCUGACCGACGAAGUACAUAAUAGGUUUAUGAUCGGCCCCUUCUCCAGCCCACCUUUCCCCUUAGUUAGGAUCAACCCAAUAGGUAUAGCUACAAGAAAAUACUCCGGUAAAAAGAGACUCGUCAUCGACCUCUCUUCCCCUCACGGCUCCACCGUCCCAAGCAUUAAUAGCCUCAUCCCCAGUCCGGACUUUUCUAUGCAGUACGCCACAAUCGACCACGCAAUUUCCCUGAUCCGGCUCGCAGGUCAAGGUGCUUGGCUGUCCAAAGCAGACAUUAAAAGCGCAUUCAAAGUCCUCCCCAUCCACCCCGAAUACUGGCAUCUAUUUGGUGUUUCCUGGAAGGGUGCUUAUUAUUUCGCAGUCCGCCUGACUUUCGGGUGUAAAAGCAGCCCAAAAAUUUUCGACUCCUUGUCCGAGGCUCUGUGCUGGAUCCUGAUUAAUAAUUGUAAACUCCCGUACGUCGUUCACCUACUCGACGACUUCCUCACCGUCACACCUCCGUUCUCUCCCCCCGCCCACGGCCUCACUACCCUGACCGCAGCAUUCUGCGACCUCGGGGUCCCUCUCUCUCCAGAGAAAACGCAGGGUCCAAGCACUUCCCUCGAAUUCCUCGGCAUAAAUUUAGAUACAGUUUUACUCCAAGCAUCCCUACCUACAGACAAACUCCACAGGAUUUGUCUCCUCAUCUCCAACUUCCUCCUGGCCCCCCAGUGUACGAAACAGCAGCUGCUUUCCCUGCUGGGCCACCUUAACUAUGCCAUCCGUAUCAUUCCCCAAGGCCGGGCCUUCCUGUCGCAUCUCCUAUCAGUAUCCGCCACCAUCCCAUCCCUCCACGACCAUAUCACCUUGAAUGACGGUUGUCGGAUGGAGUUACAACUGUGGCAUCAUUUCCUGUUAGAUUGGAACAGCGUUUCUUUCUUUUAUAAGGACUAUGUCUCCAGGCCCGGAGACAUAGACUUGUACACGGAUGCAGCCCCGUCCAUCGGCUUUGGCGGCUACUUCGGAGGCAGAUGGUUUUCCGCCGCAUGGCCUCCCGAGUUUUCAUCCCUGACACCUUCAUCCGCUCUAUACGAAAUGUACCCGAUCAUCGUCGCUGCUAUCCUUUGGGGGCACGAGUGGUCAACACUGAAUAUAGCCAUACAUACUGAUAACACUGCAGUCGUAGACAUCAUUAAUAAAGGACGUUCACGUACCAUAGACAUCAUGCCCUUCAUGCGUAAACUCACCCUUGUGUCAGCUCAACACCAGUUCACCAUGCAAGCACACCACAUACCCGGCUACAAAAACACUAUCGCUGAUUCACUCUCUCGUUUUUCGUUCCAGAAAUUCAGACUCUUAUCACCAGCAGCCGAUCAACUCCCGACGCAGGUCCCACGGUUUUCAGCCACAAUCUUCCCAUAAAUCCUCGACUGGAACACCUCAUACGGACAUCACAGGACGCCAUCCUCGACAGCCUUGC